AUGGCGAACAACCAAGCUGUCCAAGAAGUCAACGAAGCAGACGUUCUUCGUGCCAUAACUUACCACCGCCGAGACUUCGAGCUGGCGGUAAUUAGAAUCAGACCGUCCGAAAACGAGAAAGUCCUACCUGGCAUCAAGGAUGCAUUCAACCGCCCAUUUAAUCCAGCGAAGCCCGGCCCUUUGGACUACCUGCCGGUCGAAAUCUUCCACAAAUGUCUCCUGGGCUUAGACCUCAAGACUCUCUUUGGGCUUCGCCAUGUCAACGCCCGUACCCGCGACAUCGUCAGCACCUUCAAACCAUACCAGAAAGUCAUGGUGUACGCCCAAGAUCUCUACACCUUGGACGACAUCUUCGACGUCCUCCACACACGAGAGUGUACAAUCUGCGGUGCCGAAUUCGGCGGAUUCGUCUUACUCCUCCCUCCCAACCUUACCAGAUGUUGCUUUCCUUGUGUCCGCACCAAAUCCGAAGUCGGCAUACAUGUCAUCGACCCCAUCACCCGUCGCUUCAGCUUCGAGCGCGAUUACGAGCUAAUCACCCUCGCUGAGGCCCACAACCUCUAUGGAGUGAGCCCAGCAGUUCUGCGCCGCGAAAACGUGCCCAUCUUGAAAUCACUCCCCGGGGUGUAUGGCCUGAAAGAAAAGGAGCGUAAAAUGCGCCACUCGCUCGUGCACGACAAAGCGGUCCGCGAGCUCAGCACAAACCACAAACGCGGCCUUCCCUGGUCGGAUACAUCUCAACGCAGUGGGGAGAUGUUCCUGCGGUGGUGCAUGGCGACGAUUGCACUGCCUUGGGUGGAUCCGGAGACUGGGGAGAUUGAUCGUGGGGUCUCGUGCAGGGGCUGUCAAUGGCGGUUUGAGCAGGUCUCGUCUGACGAGAGAAGUUUCGGAUCGUUGUCUGCGCCCAGAGAUAAGGUAUACUCGAAGUAUUGGUUUCUGGUGCACUUUUGGGGUUGUACACAUGCGAAUAAGCUCUGGAAGGAGAGUAAGGAGGGGACGGUGGUGGUGGGGGAUUCGGAGUUUGUGCGUCGGGGUGGCUUUAUCAAAGACCGGAAAGAUGAUAUUGCCUUGAAGGUGGUUGCUAGAAAGAGCGAGCCCUAAUUCUACGAUUGGAUAGGCAGCAUCGCUGCGGAUUUUUACUGGAUGGUGGUUUCCAACGACAUCUUGACGCCGAUUUGGUCGCUGUCGAGGAGUUGGUCGGCUCGUGAAGUUUAGGUUCCAGUCGAGGGAGCGUGGUUGGAUAGGCGUUGGAUCUUUUGCUGUGGUCAUGGGGGAUAUCUGGAAAUUUGUGACGGGGCAAGGACAUUUCGCUCAGGGAUAUCUACUUUCAAGAUGGACACUGGAAC
Messenger RNA from Aspergillus piperis CBS 112811, 1346 nucleotides. RefSeq lists its product as uncharacterized. Gene Ontology annotation, molecular function: protein binding. Bases 1 to 1101 code for a protein of 366 amino acids. The transcript is spliced from 2 exons. The record is from RefSeq and is a predicted model, not a curated record. Lineage: Eukaryota; Fungi; Ascomycota; Eurotiomycetes; Eurotiales; Aspergillaceae.